Molecule: messenger RNA, 1171 nt
Organism: Mauremys reevesii (Reeves's turtle)
Lineage: Eukaryota; Metazoa; Chordata; Testudines; Geoemydidae
Gene: APOA1
Product: apolipoprotein A1
Exons: 4
Coding region: 305-1105 (266 amino acids)
Biological process (GO): lipid transport; lipoprotein metabolic process
Cellular component (GO): extracellular region
Molecular function (GO): high-density lipoprotein particle receptor binding; lipid binding
Source: RefSeq, a predicted model, not a curated record
GGGGCUGGUGGAAAAUCUAGGUCAGCCGAAGUGUAAACAGCCUAGCUGGUCUGGAGGCUCCCUCUGCCUGUUUGUCCUCCCAGGCAGUUGCUCCUUGAUCGCACCCAUCCACAGCGGGGAUGUGUUCGAUCCUUGAACUCUAAGCGCCACAUAAUCAGAACUUGGGAGUGCUUUCCUGAGCUUAUCUCCGUGAUAAAUCCCCUCUCCAGUAUAAAUAGCAGCAUUGGGGACGCACAAGCCACACUCAGGAGGAGGAGCAGCAGCAGCAGGAGGCAGCGAAACUGGUUGAGAGACGCAGCCGAAGAUGAGAUCCGCUGUGAUCCUCGCCCUGGUGUUCCUCACAGGGACUCAGGCUCGCUACUUCUGGCAGCAUGACGACCCGCAGACACCCCUGGAUCAGUUCAGGGACAUGGUCCAGGUCUACCUGGAGACCGUCAAGGCCAGUGGCAAGGAAGCCAUUGCCCAGUUUGAGGCCUCUGCAGUUGGCAAACAGCUUGACCUGAAGCUGGCUGACAACCUGGACUCCCUGACAGUGGCGGCGCAGAAACUGCAGGAGGACCUGGCUCCCGUCUAUAAGGAGACCUUGGGGCUGUGGAUGAAGGACACCGAGGCCCUGAAGCAGGAGCUGACCAAGGAGAUGGAGGCGGUGAAACAGAAGAUCCAGCCCUUCCUGGAGCAAUUCUACAAGAAGUGGACAGAGGAGCUGGAGAGCUAUCGCACGAAGCUGGCGCCCAUCGGUGAGGAGCUGAAGGAGAUAACCAAGAAGAAUGUGGAGGUCCUGCAGCAGAAGCUGACCCCCGUGGCUGAGGAGGCCCGGGACCGGCUGCGUGGGCAUGUGGACGAGCUGCGCAAGAACCUGACCCCCUACAGUGACGAGCUGCGCCAGAAGCUGACCCAGAAGCUGCAGGAGAUUCGGGAGAAGGGCAUCCCCCAGGCUGCCGAGUACCAGGCCAAGGUGAUCCAGCACCUCACCGCCUUCCGAGAGAAGGUCACGCCCCUCGUGCAGGAUUUCAAGGAGCGCCUGACCCCCUAUGCCGAGAACCUCAAGACCCGCUUCCUGAACCUGCUGGACACCCUCCGAAAGAAUGUGGCCAAGGCCAAGUAGUGGCCCCAGGCCAGGGACUGACACCCCCUCCCCUAGCCACAAUGAGCCCCCAAUUGAUCAGCCACU